This is a messenger RNA of Cordyceps militaris CM01, 915 nucleotides long. RefSeq names its product DUF858 domain protein. The transcript is spliced from 7 exons. Gene Ontology annotation, molecular function: N-terminal protein N-methyltransferase activity. Gene Ontology annotation, biological process: N-terminal protein amino acid methylation. The record is from RefSeq and is a predicted model, not a curated record. Lineage: Eukaryota; Fungi; Ascomycota; Sordariomycetes; Hypocreales; Cordycipitaceae. Bases 1 to 915 code for a protein of 304 amino acids. Gene Ontology annotation, cellular component: cytoplasm.
AUGUGGUUUGUUGUCGCGUCCAAGAGUGGAUAUCCAGUCAUGAAAAAAAAAACGGUCGAAACAACUAAAAAUCCCCCUAUCACCCACGCUUCGAUUGUCUGGAUAUUGAUGGAUAUGCAAAGCGCCGGAGAGGAACCUACGUCCCAACCAGAUAGACCCUCUGGACUGGAUGGGCUCAUCGACGCCCAAGCAGGGCGAAAGUACUGGGAAAACGCCGAAGCCACCGAUGAUGGCAUGCUAGGCGGCAUCCCGACUUUCAAAGCCUACAGCCAUAUUUCACGCAUGGACAUCCAGGCGUCCCGCGCAUUUCUGGCGAGACUAGGUAUUGGCCUCAAAGCCAACCGCGCGCUUGUCAAGAGCGCCGUUGACGCUGGAGCAGGAAUCACAACAAAUCUGCUAUUGCACGUCGCCGACGAGGUCGACGUGGUGGAGCCCGUCGCCCGGUUUACCGAGCCGCUGAAAGGCACAAAGGGCGUGAGACAGAUUUACAACGUUGGGCUCGAGGAGUGGCAGCCUAUCCAAGGCACAAAAUAUGACAUAAUAUGGACGCAGUGGUGUCUGGGCUACUUGACCGACGCGCAGAUUCUCAAGUAUCUCGAGGUGUGCAAGACGGUCCUGACACCAGAAAGCGGCCUCCUAAUUGUCAAGGAAAACGUGAGCAGCGGCUUGGAGGACUUGUUCGACGCGGCAGAUAACAGCGUCACAAGACCCAAGCAAUCAAGUAAGGAACGCGUAGAGUACCUCGACAACUGCCGUCAGAAGACUUUCCCCACCAACGUCUCAAAACGGCAUCUGAACUAUCACACCGUUCCCUCGCACAGCACCACGUCAAUAUUCGUGGAAGAGAUCUUAACCCUCGUUAGGGCUGCCAACACCGAUCAUCGUCUGAGCGCUAGUCCUACCUAUUUAUUAUAA